Telopea speciosissima is the source of this 2552-nucleotide messenger RNA. RefSeq names its product kinesin-like protein KIN-7N. Gene Ontology annotation, biological process: microtubule-based movement. NCBI's taxonomy places the organism in Eukaryota, Viridiplantae, Streptophyta, Magnoliopsida, Proteales, Proteaceae. Bases 55 to 2319 code for a protein of 754 amino acids. The record is from RefSeq and is a predicted model, not a curated record. Gene Ontology annotation, molecular function: microtubule binding; ATP binding; microtubule motor activity. The transcript has 18 exons.
GGAGGGAGUGCAAGUGUUGAACUGUCGGGGAUUGUGGGGUGAAAGAGAGCCGACAUGGAGAAGAUUUGCGUAGCAGUUCGAGUUAGACCUGCGGUGAGCCAAGAAGUCCCGAAUGGGACGUUUUGGAAGGUGGAAGACAAUCGGAUCUCAUUGCAUAGGCCUCUUGGUACCCCUGUCUCUGGUGCUUCUUAUGCUUUCGAUCAUGUCUUCGAUGAAAACUGUACCAAUGUCAAGGUCUAUGAUCUUCUUGCCAAGGACAUCAUUCGAAGUGCAGUCGAGGGAUUUAAUGGAACUGCCUUUGCGUAUGGACAGACCAGUAGUGGCAAGACUUUUACCAUGAAUGGUUCUGAAAAUGAUCCGGGAAUCAUUCACCUAGCUGUUAAGGAUAUAUUCCGAAACAUUCAGAUGCAAACUGACAGGGAGUUUUUGGUUCGAGUUUCCUACAUGGAAAUUUACAAUGAAGAAAUCAAUGAUCUUUUUGCCCCAGAGAAUCAGAAGCUUCAAAUUCAUGAGAGUCUGGAGCGGGGAAUCUUUGUUUCAGGCCUGAGAGAGGAAAUUGUGAACAAUGCUGAACAAUUGCUUAAACUCAUUGAACUUGGACAAGCUAAUCAGCACUUUGGUGAGACAAAUAUGAAUGCUCGAAGUAGCAGAUCCCACACCAUAUUCAGGAUGGUUAUUGAAAGCAAAGGCACAGAUUCAAUUUCUUCUGGAGAUUAUUCGAGUUCAGAUGCCAUCCGUGUAUCUGUCUUGAAUUUGGUGGAUUUAGCUGGAUCUGAGCGGAUUGCAAAAACUGGAGCUGGUGGAGUGCGUUUAAAGGAAGGAAAACACAUUAACAAGAGCUUAAUGAUUCUUGGAAAUGUGAUAUACAAAUUAAGUGAUGGUGGGAAGCAAAGGGGGCAUAUUCCAUAUCGAGAUAGUAAGCUUACCCGUAUAUUGCAACCUGCUCUUGGGGGUAAUGCUAAAACAUCUAUCAUCUGUACAGUAGCUCCAGAAGAGGUUCACAUAGAGGAAACAAAGGGAACUCUUCAGUUUGCCAGUAGAGCUAAACGCAUUACAAAUUGUGCUCAAGUCAAUGAGAUCCUGACUGACGCAGCCUUAUUAAAGCGACAAAAACUAGAGAUAGAGGAACUCCGUAAGAAACUUCAGGGAUCUCGUUUGGAGGUUCUGGAGCAAGAGAUGUUGAAACUGCGUAAUGAAAUGCUCAAGUAUGAAAAAGAACGUGAAAAGCUUGCACUGGAACUCGAGGAUGAGAGGAGAUCACAUAAAGAACGAGAUAGGUGUAUCAGUGAACAACAGAUGAAAAUAGAUAAUCUUAGUAGCUUUGUUACUUGUUCAGAAAUUGCUAGUAACUCAGCUCAGAGCAGCAGCGAACAUUCUGUUCCGCAUAGUGGAUUGGACCUGGAGAACUGGGGGAAGUUUUCUAUAACACAGAGCUUCAAGGAAGAAGAAAACCACAGGAGAAUAUCUGCAGAUGCUUUUAGGACACCUUGUUUUAAAGCGACUCCUAAUGCUUUUGUUGUAAAACGUUCAAAUUAUUCAAGGUUACCUGAUUCUAGCCCAGUGCCAGAUAACUUUUGUGAUGUUGCUGAUGAAGACAUGUGGUUGAAACUGAACCAAGGCUUUACUACUGACCUUGAUUCACUCCAGAUUACUCCUAGCAGGAAACCACAGUCUUUGCCAUCAAGUGCUGUAUCUCCUGGUUAUUCCAUUGAUUAUUACAAAGAGGAAGUUCAGAACUUGAAGAGAAAAUUGAAACAUGCUAUUGAUGAAAAGAAUGAACUUGAGAGAAAUCAUGCUAAACAACUACUUGUGAAUGAUCAACUGAUGAGGGAGAUGUCUGAACUUCAGCAAGAAUCAUUAUUAAUUCAAGAAAUCCCACAGAAAAUGUGUGAGUCUGUAGCAAACUGCAGGGAUAUUUAUAAAGAUGUUUUAUCGAUCAUGCAGAGUUUUGUAGCUGAUGAAAAAUCAAUGGCUGCGGAAUUACUUUCAAGCACAAGAGAAAUUGGUAUAACCCUUUUCUCCACUUUAGAAACCCAUUUUGGAAUGGCUACUGGAGGUUAUGAGGUUGCAACAGGGGAGAGUUCUCUAACUCGAGAGCAGCAAAAAGUGCUUCUUGAGUGUUUAAGUAACACAAUUACAAAUUUGGCAUCUUCGGAAACACCAAAUGUUGAGCAUAAGUAUUGGGGGACUGCAGCAUGCAUCAGUAAAUAUGAGGUAGCUGCCUCGUUACAAUUAUUGAAAUGUCAUUCUUCGUUUCUUAUAUUUUUCAUCGUAAUAUUGGCAAUUUUUGUUUAUUUUCUGGGUCUGAUGUUUCUGUAGCUACAUUGUCUGUCUAAAUAAUUCCUUGGGUGUGGUAUUGGCUGUUCAUUGUUCAAAUAAUCUCUUAUCUCAUUUUUUUAGAAAGAUGAAUUGUUCAAUAAUCCAUGUAAAUGUCGACCAAAUUGGAAAUUCAACAAUGGUGAUGUCCUGUAUAUGAAUCUUUUUUUUAAAGGCUCCUGUGUAAAUAACUUGCUGAGACAUCUCAAUUUGUAUCAUGUGAAGCGUUAUUGUUU